AUAUUGUGGCUAUAAAAAAAUCAGGAAAAUGUUAUAGGAAACGUAAUAUUUUGCUAUAAUUUUACUAAAAGUAUACAUCGUUGUAAUUAAAUAUUAAUAGGUAAUGUGUUGAUUACGCUAAUUGGUAUUUAAAAAAUAUUAAUUGUCCAAUCAUUUUCAUGUGGUUGUAAGCAAAAUUGUAGUCGGGCGACUUUUUUUUUCAUAAGAUCUGGGAUUUUUAUUCCAUAAUUAUCGGCAUAAUAAGGAAAUAGAGCAAUGUUUACAAACUGACAUAAUCAAUUCAAGUGAUAAGUGAUGAACAAACGUUUACAAUAAAAUUAUUACCGAAUACUAAUUACUGAGCCAGUAGCUGAAGCUGACCGAAAAACAAAUAACAAAAGAAAUGGAUUCCUCACAGACUUCAUCUUGUGAAAGCGAUUUAAAGCAAGUUAUGAAGUCUGAAGAAUGUGCAUGGACAAAUUUUAGAAAUACCUCUCACUCUGUUAGAAUACUACAAGGCUUACAAUUUCUACUCAAAAAUGAAGCUUUAUGUGAUAUUAAAUUCAAAACAGAUGAUGGAUGUAUAACAUUUGGUCAUAAAAAUGUUUUAAUGGCAGCUAGUCCAUAUUUCCAUGCAAUGUUCAGUAACUAUUUUAAUGAGAACAAAAACGAUUUUGUUAGUCUAAGAAAAUUAGAUUCCAAUGUUUUACAGCUAUUAAUAGAUUAUAUCUAUACUGGGGAAAUCUUGGUAACAAAAAAAAAUGUACAGGUUUUGUUACCAGCUGCAAACUACUUGCAGUUAGACUUUGUAACCAAUGCAUGUGUUGAUUUUUUACAAAAACAACUGGAUGUAUCAAAUUGUCUUGAUAUCAGAGUGUUUGCUGACUUACAUAACUGUACGGAAUUGUUAUCAAGUUCUGAAACAUUCAUAAAAAAAAAGUUUUUAGAUGUGGUUAAAGGUGAUGAAUUCCUAUUCUUGUCUUCUGAAGAUGUGAUUAAGAUUAUCUCCUAUAAUGACCUUGCUGUUACAUUUGAAGAAAAAGUAUUUGAAUCUGUUAUUAAAUGGGUAAACCAUGAUUUGGAUUUAAGAAAAGAUUUUUUGCCAGACUUAAUGGAACAUGUAAGAUUGCCACUAAUAAAUCUUGACACAUUAUUUACUAUAUCUGAAGAACCUCUUCUAAAUACAAAUCCUAAAUGUAAAGACUAUUUAUUUGAAGCAGUAUCUUUUAAUCUUCGAAUUGCCAUUCCACAAACGAUAAGAUGUAAACCUAGACAGUUUGGUGGUUCACAAAAGGUAAUUUUAAUGUUCAAAUUCUCAUGUUUAUCACCAAAAUGUACAACAGAAUGGUAUGACCUAGCAACUAAAAUACGGAAAAAUGGACCAGAGAUAAAUGAUUGUCAUAAGAAUGCUCGUUUUGUCGUAAUAAGAAAUCAGUGGGUGUUUGCUUUGGGAGGUGUGAAUCAAUCUGUUAGUUUGCUUAAUUUAUCCUCACAAUCACACUGUUGGGUACCAAUGACUGACAUGUUAGUUGUUCGAAGAAUUUUUGGAGUUUGUGUAUUGGAUGAUUGUAUAUAUGUAGUUGGUGGAAGUGAUGGCCUCAGCGCUUGUAAUAGUGUAGAGGUAUUUGAUAUCAGUAAACAAAAAUGGCGAAUGGUGUCGAGUAUGUUAAUUGCAAGAAGAUCUUUGGGUGUUGGUGUGCUCAAUAAUUGUUUAUAUGCGGUUGGAGGUGCUAAUAGUGUAUUUAUGCUGAAAUCUGUUGAACGUUAUGAUCUCAGACUUGAUGAAUGGACACCAGUUCCAGAAAUGUCUGUAUGUCGCAGUGGUCCCGGUAUAGCAGUCUUGGACGGUGUCAUGUAUGUUAUUGGUGGUUUUGAUGGAUUAGUGAAUCUUAAAAGUGCUGAAAUCUAUAGACCCGAUGAUGAAGUUUGGACUUCUAUUUCUGAUAUGCAUGUGCCUCGACGUUGGCCAGUUGUCGUCACAUUAGAUGGUUUAUUGUAUGUCAUCGGUGGAGAUAGUGAAGAAAUUAUUGAACCUAUUGUUCAAACUGUAGAAAUUUAUGACCCUCGUACCAAUACUUGGACGAUGGACAAAAUGUCAAGCCCUGGCUUACACAUUUUUGGUGGUGUUGCCGUUGAUAGACCACCACAUGUUAUAACUAAUGAGAAUACAAUAUAAUGGUCUCAUUGUUGGUCAUUAUGAUGUACACAGAAUUAUGUGCAAUUUAUUGUGAAAUGUAUACUCAGGGCAGUUUGUUCUUUUACCUAAAUAUAUAAUGUAUUACAAA
Messenger RNA from Myzus persicae (green peach aphid), 2264 nucleotides. Its product is annotated as kelch-like protein 3. Gene Ontology annotation, molecular function: protein binding. Lineage: Eukaryota; Metazoa; Arthropoda; Insecta; Hemiptera; Aphididae. The record is from RefSeq and is a predicted model, not a curated record. Bases 383 to 2155 code for a protein of 590 amino acids. The transcript has 11 exons.